This is a messenger RNA of Ilex paraguariensis (yerba mate), 1154 nucleotides long. The record is from the annotation of a GenBank genome assembly. NCBI's taxonomy places the organism in Eukaryota, Viridiplantae, Streptophyta, Magnoliopsida, Aquifoliales, Aquifoliaceae.
ACACACACACAUCCUCUUUUAUAGUGACUGCUUCUUCUCUUUCUCUCUCUCUCUCUCGCCUAUAAAUCUCAAUGCGUUUUGCCAGAGGUCGGCUCAAUCCUCAAUCCUCAAUUCUUGCUGCUUUUCAUGGCUUCGAUCUUCGAAUCUGCUUGGACGUAUCUUGUCACUCAUUAUAGCGACUUUCAACUGGCAUGUCUUGGAAGCUUCUUUCUACAUGAAAGUGUCUUUUUCUUAUCGGGACUUCCGUUUAUUUAUUUUGAAAGGGCAGGAUGGUUGAGCAAGUACAAAAUUCAGACUAAAAAUAACACCCCUGCAGCUCAGGAGAAAUGCAUCACUCGCCUAGUGUUGUACCAUCUUUGCGUCAACUUACCAGUCAUGAUUCUUUCGUAUCCUGUCUUCAGAUUCAUGGGCAUGCGAAUCAGUCUCCCCUUGCCGUCCUGGAAAGUGAUUUCAACACAAAUUUUAUUCUACUUCAUCCUGGAGGAUUUUGUAUUCUACUGGGGCCAUAGGAUUUUACAUACAAAAUGGCUGUACAAGCAUGUCCACAGUGUCCAUCACGAGUAUGCAACACCAUUUGGAUUGACUUCUGAAUAUGCUCACCCUGCUGAAAUACUCUUCCUUGGAUUUGCUACUAUUGUUGGUCCUGCCAUCACUGGGCCACAUCUGAUAACACUAUGGUUGUGGAUGGUACUUAGAGUCCUGGAGACAGUUGAGGCACAUUGUGGUUAUCAUUUUCCAUGGAGCCUAUCAAACUUCUUGCCUUUAUAUGGCGGUGCUGAUUUUCACGACUACCAUCACAGACUGCUCUAUACCAAGUCUGGCAACUACUCAUCGACUUUUGUUUACAUGGACUGGAUAUUUGGUACUGAUAAGGGUUACAGAAAAUUGAAGGCACUGAAGAGUGUUGGAGAUGAAGCUGAGGUCAAGCAAUCAUAAUAGCGAUGUAGAAAAUAAAAUUUGUUGGCUGCAUCGGCAUCACAUGAUGGGUUGGUUCUUAACCUAAGAGUGUCUUGGCAAAGUUCUAGUUCGGUUCCUCUCUUUUGCAGCUGUUUCUUAUAUUCAUGUCUAAUUGCUGUUCUGGACUACAUUGCUUGUGUAAUGUGGAAUCAAUUCAAAGCUGUUUUUGGAUCUGCCCUGCUAUCCGCUUACAGGAA